This is a messenger RNA of Trichoplax adhaerens, 1416 nucleotides long. RefSeq lists its product as uncharacterized. Lineage: Eukaryota; Metazoa; Placozoa; Uniplacotomia; Trichoplacea; Trichoplacidae. The coding region runs from base 1 to 1416 and encodes 471 amino acids. Gene Ontology annotation, molecular function: fatty-acyl-CoA binding. Gene Ontology annotation, cellular component: Golgi membrane. The record is from RefSeq and is a predicted model, not a curated record. The transcript is spliced from 8 exons.
AUGGAUAGCAAUACGUCACUCAAUGCAUCAAUCGAUAUCAACAGCAGCAUUGGAGGCGAUUUGACAAAUUCUUCCCUUCAUAUCGAUGUAACCGACAUCCAAGCUCAAGGCAAAUGGGGAAUACCAACUACCGACGCUUACCAACUUGCACUUCAAUUCUAUCACAAAGAAAAAGCCUCAUUGAAGAUGUCGUACAAUGAUAAGUUAAGGCUGAUAGCAUUUUGGAAACAAGUUGAAUGUGGACCCUUCGAUCAUAAAACAGCACCUGAAAUUGGCUACUUAGAUGUCAUCGGAAAUGAUAGGAGGCAAGCAUGGAUAGCAUUGGGUAGUACAAGUCAGGAAGAAGCGAUGAUAGGAUUUUCUGAUUUGUUAUCUGGUGUCGCCCCAAAAUUUGAAAAGUGGAUGACAGGAAUUGUUGAGAACGCCCGUCAGCAGCAAAUGAAGCGUGCCGAAUCAAUAAGAAUACGCCUGCAAGUGGAGCAAGAAGAAGAAAGACGACGUUUAGAAGAGGAAGCAUUGCGUCAAAAAAUGAAGCAGAUCGAGUUAGAAAAGGCUCAGGCCCAAACUACAAGAGGUAACGAAGGAAAUGUUCAUCAAGAUCCAAUCGGUGAAAGUGUUCAAAAUUUAAAUGGAAACGCACAAACUACUACACAAACGCCAUCCCCAGAGCUUAGCCAUGUCAAUGUACGUACUGAUCCUUCUAUAAAGUCCGAGCAAUCAAAUACAACUCCUGAAAUACAAACAGCUGCAGCAUCGCUUCCUCAACAAAUGCAAGGCGUAGAAAACAAAAUUACGAACCCUACACCAAGUCAACAACAAAAUGUCACAGUUCCAAUUUCCGAAAAGACUGUAACUGAACUUAACAAAGGUGAUGAUGUUGACAAUGCUGUCGAACCAAAGCAUAUAAUGUUAAAGGAUAUACCGCAGCCUUCACUAUGGACUAGACCCGCUGUUCAUGAAUUUAUUAAUCAACUCAAGGAUGAUGCUGAAUCCAAGCUGGUUGUAUCAAGAGGAGAAACCAUCACAAUUCGCGUUCCUACCAACCCGGAAGGAGCAAAAUUAUAUUGGGAAUUCGCUACAGACUAUUACGACAUUGGAUUUGGAGUAAGUUUUGAGUUUUCGGAUCCAGGCUAUAUGCCCGUAUUUGAAACGGACACUGGCGCUAAUAUGGAGUAUGGAGAUGAUGAUGAAUACGACAGCGAAGACGAAGAAGGUUAUAGAGGUAGCGGGGACGAAGAUGAUAUAGAACUGGCCGGUAUAUCUUAUUUCGCACAAUUUAUUCGAGAUAACUGGGAAAGCCAUCAAACUUUUUCAAACUACAACACUGCAUUUGAAUAUUUUCACCGAGUAUUAAUGAACGAACCGUAUCAAAUUUUCUGUGAGUAUUUCUAUUAUCCACCCUAUUCCAAGUACUGA